GAGGGCGGUCCGGCGGCGUGGUGAGGGUGUCGCGCGUGUGUCUCCCGGGAGAGUCCCAGAACCCGCGACCAUGGCCUCUCUGCUCGCCAAGGACGCUUACCUGCAGGGCCUGGCCAGGAAAAUCUGCUCCCAGCCCAGCCCGGAGCCGCAGAAACGCAAGUCCGCCAGCAAAACUCGAGGCUCAGAAGCUUCUGGGCCCCCAAAAAAGAAGAGGAAGAAAGCGCAGAAGAAAUCCUGGGAGAGGGAGGAGAAGGCUGUGGCGCCAAAAGCCCAACCCCUAGGGGAGAAGUCUCCAGCAGCUUCCAAGGCCAGAAACCCAGCAGCAGCCACGGAGGAAGAGGCCUUCACCUCCACAGGAUCUCCUGCAGACGUCGAGGUCACAGAGUCUGAUUCUUUGUUUGCCCUGGAUGUUCUGCGGCAGCGGCUACGUGAGAAAAUCCAGGAGGCCCGGGGCCAGGGCAGCACCUCGGAGCCGUCUCCCGCGGCUCUGGAGAAAAGACGCCGGAGGAAGCAGGAGCGGGACCGCAAGAAGAGGAAGCGGAAGGAACUGAGGGCGAAGGAGAAGGUGGCAAAGGCCACGGAGGCUGUCGAGCCGCCCCGCGAGCCACCCCGCGAGCCACCCCGAGAGGAGGCACAGCUGGGGCUGCUCUUCAAUAAGGUGGAGGUGAGUGCGGGGGAGCCGGCCGGCAAGGCCCAGCGCCGGAAGGAGAAGAGGCGGAAGCUGAAGGGGAACCUGACGCCGCUGACGGGGAAGAACUACCGGCAGCUGCUGGAGCGCCUGCGGGCGCGGCACGGUCGGCUGGCCGAGCUGCGGGGCCAGGACGAGGGGAAGGCGCGGGAGCUGGAGACCAAGAUGCAGUGGACCAACCUGCUGUACAAGGCCGAGGGCGUGCGGAUCCGGGACGACGAGCGCCUGCUGCAGGAGGCCCUGAAGCGCAAGGAGAAGCGGCAGGCGCAGCGGAAGCGCAGGUGGGAGAAACGCACGGCCCACGUGGUCGAGAAAAUGCAGCAGCGGCAGGACGAGCGGCGACAGAAUCUGCGCAAGAAGAAGGCGGCCCGGGCCGAGCGGCGUCUGGACAGGGCUCGCAGGAAGGGCCGCAUCCUGCCCCAGGACCUGGAGCGGGCUGGCCUGGUGUGAGGACCCAGGCCGCGUCCCUGACCGGCGGCUGGGCUGCCGCGGCGGGUGACGCCGGGCGGGGCUCGGUCGGCGCUGUCUGGGCCCCUGGGCACGCGGGCUCCGUGGGCUCAGCUCGCGUGUGGAAGGAACGGUGUCCAGAAUGGAGGCCCACGGUCUUUUGGAUCCCUGUAAGGAGUGACCGGGUCCGGGUUCCCGCCUUCUCUUGGGAGGCCAGACAGCUCCCUGGAAGUUUGCAGGGUGGGGGUGCAGGGGGGCACCUCCCUGGCCCCUUCUUCUCCUCCCAGUUUACAGGGGCAGGGCGGGAAUGGCCUUUGGGACUGCCCGUGUCCUUGCUGAGCUCGCCUGGAAGGGAGGGAUCUCUGUAGACCGAGCCAGAGGUGGAGUCUCCGGUGAGGGCGAGGGUGAGCUGACCUGGGUGUGGCCAGAAGGGAGUUAUCUGGGGUUUAUUUGUAGGAGGAACAAAAGGUAGCACUUAGGUGAACACACGUUCAAAGUCUCAAGGUGCCUGCUAGAUCUGCACGGUGUGUAUUAGGCUGGAAAGAAAGGGGGAGACAGAGGAAAAACCGAAGCUCAGACUCAGCGAGGGAAACGAAAGAUGCCCAGUACGGCAGCGGGACUCCACGCAGACCUGCAGGGGGGCAGGAGGGGCGCAGACGUGCAAAACCCCGGGGCGGGGGGUGGGGGGGCUCAUGGCACAUAGAUUCUGUUUGGGUAAAGCUGUUAAUAGAAUCAUUUUGACUCGGGUUCACUUAAGAAGCAGACUGCCGAAGGCCACCUGGGUAACUAAUGACUGAGCUAAGCGUCCAACUCCUGAUUUCGGCUCAGGUUGUGUCUCCUGGUUCAUGAGUUCUAGCCCCAAGGGAGGCUCCACGCUGGCAGUGUGGAGCCUUCUUUGGAUUCUGUCUCUCUUUUCCUCCCCUGCUCGUGCUGUCUGUGUCUGUCUGUCUGUCUCUCUCUCUCACAAUAAACUUAAAACAUACCCAGUGGACUGUAAUGGAAAGGCUGGUGUGGACAAAGCUGACUUGAGAACGAACGGCACCGUGAGGAGGAAAGAACAGCCCCCCCCCCCCCCCCGCCCCGUCCCCCCGAUGGAGGGGUUCCGUGCUCCCAGCAGGCAGAGCGGCUCUGACGACCCCGGGACUGGAGCCUUGAGUCUGCCCAGAGCGGGAGAUUUCUGAUUCUUUUCCUAGGCCUGGAAACAUUAGGCAGAACUCUGGUGGAUGUAGAAGGUCUGGAGGAGAGUCCCGAGCUCGAUCUAGCAACACAGAACGGCGUGUCCGGAAACACACGCUUUGCGCGUCUCUGAAGCAGCAAUGAGAACUGAGUGUCUGGUCUAUAAAGGGCGUUUUCGUUUCAAGGAGUCAGACCAGGUGUGGUGUCCGGCCACGGCAGGGUUUCGUCGUCAAAGUCAAGAGGUGGUCUGAGUUUCACGUUUGGAAUUUUAAAAACACUCUCGAGUCUACCUGUGGGUGGUUGUGGGAGGUGGAGCCUGACUCCCAGGUGUCUGUGCUGAGAGCGUGUCCUGCGGCAGGUGGCAGCAGGAGCAACUCCUCCAGGGACAAUAAUGGGCAGUGGGAUGUGGCCAAGGGAAACUCCCAGGACGAGUCUGGGAGGCCCAAUAGACCCCUGUUGGGUGUCGUCGCCUCCAGUGUGGGAAGACAGUGCAGCAUGGUGGAAGAAAUCUUCAAGGGCCUAACGUCAGAGCGUUUCCAGAGCCAGAUGGCGGAAGUUCCCCCUCCCGGGGUGGAGGGGAUUGGAUGAAGGUGCCCCAAGCAGAACACCUGCCCGGAACAGUGGUUCCAACUGUCCCGAAGGCCAUGGCGGUGGGAAAAGGAAUAAAGGGAGAAAGCUCACUGAAAUGAAGUCGGGAGGCCGGAGAGAGGAGCACUCGUGCACUGUGCUGCCUUGCGUCCAUCGUGGGAGGAAGUGUCACCGACCCAGCAGAAGCGUCCUCGACAGGAAAGGGUCGUGGUCACAGGCUCAACAGGGAAGGACGCUGCACCUCCUGUGAGAUACCCAGCGACCCGGCCAGUGGGGAAUGGCCCUCGCCCUGCGCUGUGAGUCUCUGGGUCAGGACAGCCCUUCCCAGCAUCCUCCUCGUAAAAUAAUCCCCCCUUUGUUGGAUUUGCCUGUGGUUUUGCCCUAAUUUGCGUGUCCCGGGUUGCAGUUCUCUAUUCCUAAAUAAACACGUUUUGCUGGUAA
This is a messenger RNA of Neofelis nebulosa (Clouded leopard), 3340 nucleotides long. RefSeq names its product surfeit 6 (gene SURF6). Gene Ontology annotation, biological process: ribosomal large subunit biogenesis; ribosomal small subunit biogenesis. Gene Ontology annotation, molecular function: RNA binding; DNA binding. Gene Ontology annotation, cellular component: nucleolus. The transcript has 5 exons. The coding region runs from base 71 to 1138 and encodes 355 amino acids. NCBI's taxonomy places the organism in Eukaryota, Metazoa, Chordata, Mammalia, Carnivora, Felidae. The record is from RefSeq and is a predicted model, not a curated record.